CGACGUAGCCAUAUUGCUUCGUGGUAGUGUACUUUGCAUUUGGGUAAGUGACACACUGGAAUAUUGUCAAACAGUCCUUCAUUAUUUGACGAUCGAAAUUUUCUAAUUGAGUUCACACAAAUCCACCAAAAUGUUUUUAUGGGACUGGCUUACCGGUAUGCUCAACUUUUUAGGUUUGAGAAGGAAAUCGGGCAAGUUGAUAUUUUUGGGUCUGGACAAUGCUGGUAAAACCACCUUAUUAAGUAUGCUUAAAGCUGGUCAUUUAUCCCAGCCAGUGCCAACUCUGCACCCAACAUCUGAGGAGCUGUCUAUGGGAGGAAUGAAAUUUACAACAUUUGACCUUGGUGGACACAAACAAGCAAGAAGAGUUUGGAAGACAUACUUUCCAGCUGUAGAUGGAAUAGUGUUUUUGAUAGAUGCUUUUGACAGAGAGAGAUUUCCUGAAGCCAAAGCAGAAUUAGAAAGUCUGUUGACAGAUGAACAAGUGGCCAAUGCGCCAGUGUUAAUUCUAGGCAACAAAAUAGACCGCCCUGGUGCUGCUAGUGAGGAUGAUAUUAGGGCCUGGUUUGGACUACAUGGUAUGACUACAGGAAAGCGUCAGGUGGCAAGAAGUGAGUUACCAGGGCGUCCCAUGGAACUGUUCAUGUGCAGUGUGCUAAAGAGACAGGGGUACGGAGAAGGUUUCCGCUGGUUAGCACAGUACAUCAAUUAGGUCAUCACAUUAAGCAUUAGCACUGGACAAAUGACUAAGACAUUGUAACUGAAGACAUUUGGGGGGGGGGGGGGUUCUUUUUCAGGUCAGGCCUAUUGCAGAGUGUUCACUGCAAAAAGAAGGCUCUGAUUGGAAGGAAAAAUACUUAUUGCCCAUAGGAAAUAGAAAAUAUGAUGGGGCAACAUUUACAACUGCUAUGUAAACUGAACACAGCAAUGGAGAUUUUUUUUAAACGUGAAAUACAGGAUGAAAUAAUGUAAGGAAACCUGAACAGCCUGUACCAGUACAAAGGCAAAGAUUUAUUAUGGUAGAAUUAACAAAAAAGGGUUUAAAUGCACUAAGAGCAUUGUUACCAAGCUGUACUGUUACAAUAUUUAAUAUAUCUGAUGGUGUGUUGGGACUUUGAACAGUGGUAAUUAUUGCAAUCUUGUACAAAAACAUUCAACAUAAUAUCACUGAUAAAAGCUUAGUUAGGAAGGAUAUAUGUACAACUUGGACAUCCAUGAUACUGAAAUGCUAGGAGUAUAUCAUAUUGAGAUACGUUCAUCAGAAAGGACUUGGAUGGCUGUGAUAUUGGCAUUGUAUGUCCCAACUCAGCUACUGGAGAAUCUAAUAGAAUUCUUUUUUAUUACAUUUGAAUUUAUUUAUUUGUUUAUAGAUUAAUUUAUAAUUAAGAUGAAUAGACUGCACCUUGUUAAUUUAGCCAUUCCAGUAGUAGCUGUAGAUAGUAAACCAUAAAUAUGAUUUGAAACACUAUUUAUUUAAUCUAUAACUAAGAGAACUACGUGGAUUGUAGUCAGUGCCUGCCUUGGUCUGGAGCUGCUCGCCCCUAAAUACUGGAUGUGUCACUCAAGAGGAAUAAAGUCAACUAUGUGCCAAGAAAGACUUGCUGGCUGACAUUGUCUCCAUAUUCUGGCACAAAAUGAAGUAUUUUUGUAGGAAUGUUAUGGGCAGAUUUUAUAUCAGAGUUCCAAAGUUCUUUUUAAAAUAUUUCAGUUGUUUCUGCACAGUCUAUGCUUCUACUAGUUAAUCUGGAGGUGCAGUGUCAGUGUUGUCCUCACAGAAAAAUAAAACUUCCUAUCGACCUAGACACCCGCCUUAAUGCCUUGGUAAACGUUUGAUUACAUAUCAGCUGAAUGUGUCAUCGUUAUGUAGCAAAAUCUUUGGCAUUCUUUCUUUGAUCACUUACGAUUUUCAGUUCUGAUUCAUGUUAUGUUGGCUGAUAGAGUGUUUAGGCUGGGUUUAUCUCCAUGGCUGACAACGUUGUUAUAAAGGCGUCAGAAAAAAAAGACUGCUCAACACGAGACCGCAUCAAAAUACGAGUCCACUUGUACUUUAAAGUUGGGAACAGUUUUGAGAUUAGCCAUGUUUGAUUAACCCUACCUCCAGGUUCAGAAAAGUGCACUAAAUUCUGCCUGCUCAUGUAGUAUGUGUCCCUGCAAACUGUUGCUUAUAGAUAAAUUUAACAAGUGUCAGUUAAUUGUACAUCACCAGGUGACCAGUUUCAUUCGUACUGGUCUUUUUGUAUCGAAUAAAAAUGUUAUACAUAUA
This is a messenger RNA of Lingula anatina, 2263 nucleotides long. RefSeq names its product small COPII coat GTPase SAR1. Gene Ontology annotation, biological process: intracellular protein transport. Lineage: Eukaryota; Metazoa; Brachiopoda; Lingulata; Lingulida; Lingulidae. Gene Ontology annotation, molecular function: GTP binding; GTPase activity. The record is from RefSeq and is a predicted model, not a curated record.